UUUUUUUUUUUUUUUUUUUUUUUUUUUUUUUUUUUUUUUUUUUUUUUUUUUUUUUUUUUUUUUUUCGGAUCCAUGAUUCUCAAAAAGGUGCGCUGAAAGAUCAUAGAGCAUCAGAUACCAAAGCGCGCGUGAGAGAGACCCUUUUUGUCGUCACCUCCAUCUGGACCCUGAAAAGCUCUGACCUGACGUCUUGCCUCCCAGUCUCACUCAUCAAGGGAGCAACACCACAACAAGUACCGGCUCUGCAAUCAUCAUGGCGCCUGCGAAGAGAGCUGCCAAGUUCCAGUCAAAGACUGGCGCUACCGCCAAGAACGGGGAUGGCAAGCUUCCCGCACCAUUCAAGAAGCCCUCCGAGGUCCUCCAACCCUUCAUCGACACGCUCUCCCCCAAGCAUGUCUACAUUACCCACAUCGACAACCACCCUGCCGACUUCAAGCGCAAGAUCUUUGUUGUCCCCGUGCUCAUGAACAUUGCCAUUGUCGGCCUUUUCUGUCUCCGCGUGUGGUGGAUUGUGCCCUACUACAUCCAGCUCCUGGCCAACGGUCUUGGCCAAGUGAACGAGGCUACCAUCAAGGUCGAGGAGGCAUCGUGGGCCGAACUCGCUUGGGAGAUUGGUGGCAGGGCGCUCAAUUUCUUCUUUGACUUUAUCCUGGUGGUGUUUGUCUGGCCCUGGCCCCUCGAGUUCGCGGCAGGAUGGAAGCAUGGAAACCCUUGCCAGUGGCGCUGGGUCGUCGGCUUUCGCCAGCAGGAAAUCUACGUUCGCCGCUCUCGCGAAUGGGACACUGCUCUCGGCAACAUCUUUGUGGACAAGGACUCGAUGAAGAUCCUGACCCAUUACAUUGCUGACGCAACGAACCCCAUGCGUCAGGAGCAGAAGACGGGCUACCUCCUCAUGAAUGGGCAGUGGGACCUCGACUGGGCCGGCAUGGUCACAGCACACACGCUGGUGGACAAGAAGGAGAUUGCCAUUCAAGCUUUCAACACCAUUGUCCUGCUCCACACCGAAGAGCACGGUUGGCUGCAGUACGACGUGAAGAAGCAGGCGUCCACAGCCGAGGAUGGGAAGCGGAGGCAGCUGUUUGCGUUCAGGGAUGCGUUGACACGGCUGGGGAAAGAGGAUCUCUUCUACCGAUGGGUGGAGCUUGUGCAGUACGAGGCCGACGCGCCGGGUGGAUUCACCAAGGAGAAGCAGGACAAGGCAGCGAACAAGAUCCGGGAGCUGUUUGAUAAGGAGGGUGUUGACUUUGAUCAGUUAUGGCGGGAUACUGUUGGUGCGGAUGCGUCCGCGCAGUUUUGAGCAAGGUUUUCCCGUGGGUAUGGCUCAGAAUUUCUAGGGCACUCAUAGGACGAGUGUUCUUUCGAUAUCGACAAUGAAGCAUUGUUCCUGACGACGAUUGGUUCUCUCGCGGCGCCUCGACUCCAUCUUCGGCAACUCGCAGAUUUCACUCGCGCUAAGGCUGUGUAUUGUUGAGGAAGCGUGAUGGUUAUUGACUCUGCUGGGCUAGGAAUACUGACCCAGGGGAUUGUACUUGUUGAGCCCACUUCUGUUUUACAUCAGCGAACGGCAAACACAAGCCUGGAAUAGGCUAUUUCAGACCUCACUUCCACCGGAUAUCACCACUGCUGGC
Emericellopsis atlantica is the source of this 1628-nucleotide messenger RNA. RefSeq lists its product as uncharacterized. The transcript is spliced from 2 exons. The record is from RefSeq and is a predicted model, not a curated record. NCBI's taxonomy places the organism in Eukaryota, Fungi, Ascomycota, Sordariomycetes, Hypocreales, Bionectriaceae. The coding region runs from base 254 to 1297 and encodes 347 amino acids.